AUGGAUUCAUCGCCUCGUUCAUCAAUGGUCUCCUAUAAAAAUAAUUCUCAAUCCAAACCAGAAUCCACUUGUUCGAUUUGCGGCCGCCCAGCCAUUUGUCGGAACUAUGGGGCAUUCUCUUGCAAUGCAUGCAAGAUGUUCUUUAAACGAACAACCGAAAACAAUUACAAGUAUCAUUGUGAUAAUUUUGGAAACUGUCGAGACGAUCUGAUACUAAAAUGCAGAUUUUGUCGAUUUCAAAAAUGUGUGGAAGUUGGAAUGAUCAAUAAUUUAGUUGCGGAAAUUCCAGAAAUCGAUGGAUUAUCUCAGAUUUUGAAUUUUUUGAUCGAAAAGGAUUCAAGAAGGUGUAAAAAGUUAUCUGAAUUCUAUUCAACGGAUGAUCCAACGUUGGAAGAUAUUCUGGAGAAUCGAAACUGCGUUAAGAAAUCCGGCAUCAAAAAUUCAGCAACCCUAUUUGAUUGGUCCUUUGUGCUCAACUAUCUUGUAGCUUCAUAUUUUCUAGAUUUUGAUUUUAUAUCCGAAUUGCCCACUAUGGACAAAUUCUAUGUUUUGAAGUUCAAUACUUUGAAACUAUGCCUUUUUGUUGGUGCCAUGCGUGCUUAUCAGAGCAAAUGGGAACGAGUUAAAUCUCCAGAUGGACGAGAUUACAAUUCUGAUGAUUUCUUGGCGAAAUUGGAAGAUGUAAACAUAUCGAAAAAUAUAAUAACAUCGAGAAUAGUUAGAAAAAUUAUACAGCUCAAAAUUACCAACGAGGAAUUUGUCCUGCUAUGCUUGAUAUUUUUCUGUGAUACAGGCACUCACAACUUAUCUGAAAUUUCUAGAAGCUCCAUUUCGUCUCAACAAAACAAGUAUGGCGCCGCAUUAUUCAAAUAUUGUCAACGGACUUAUCAAAAACACGGACCCUCUAGAUUCACGGAUCUCUUAUCAAUUUGUCAUGUCGUCAACAAAAACACUUCCGAUCUACAAUUCUUAUUCAUGGCAUUUCAAAGUGUUGCUCCAGGAUUUAAGUUCAAAAAGUUGAUUUAUGCAAUUUUUGAUUUGCCUGGUGGACCGACAUAA
Caenorhabditis briggsae is the source of this 1059-nucleotide messenger RNA. The transcript is spliced from 3 exons. Gene Ontology annotation, molecular function: DNA-binding transcription factor activity; zinc ion binding; sequence-specific DNA binding. Bases 1 to 1059 code for a protein of 352 amino acids. Lineage: Eukaryota; Metazoa; Nematoda; Chromadorea; Rhabditida; Rhabditidae. Gene Ontology annotation, biological process: regulation of DNA-templated transcription. The record is from RefSeq and is a predicted model, not a curated record.